AUGUCAUUUUACUUAGAGAAUUGUAAUGAAUCCAUUGAUGAGUAUGGACAGACAGCAUUAAUGUUUGCUGCCAGGGGAGGACACCUGGAGAUCUGUAGUCUCCUCAUUGAUACAGGAUGUAAGAUCGACAUCACAGAAACAGUUAAUGGAUUGACAGCAUUAAUGUGGGCUGUCGAUGGAGGACACCUGGAGGUCUGUAGACUCCUCAUUGAUACAGGAUGUAAGAUCAACACCACAACAGAGGAUGGAUGGACAGCAUUAAUGUGGGCUGCCGAUGGAGGACACCUGGAGAUCUGUAGACUCCUCAUUGAUAGAGGAUGUAAGAUCGACAUCACAUCAAACCGUGGAUACACAGCUUUACAUUGGGCUGUUCGGGAGGGAUAUCUACAGACCACAAGAUGUCUGGUAGAACAAGGAGGUGCCAGUCCCUUGAUUACAACACAUGAGGGUGAGACUCCAUAUGAUAUAGCAGCCAGAUGGAAAGAGAGGCAGUAUAAAGAAGUGAUGGAAUACUUACAGACUGUCAUGUCAGAGAAAUCUCCAGGUGUGACUGCUGGUCAAGGGAUAGAAGAUCCAAUCCACACACAGACAAAGUCCGCUAUGUUAAACAGGUUACUUGGCAGUGGAACGUAUGUUUCCUAUGACAUGCGCUGUAUGGUAACAGGCCAGUUCGCGGUCGGAAAAUCGAGUCUUGUCAAGCUCUUAGCUGGUGAUGUCGUCCCAGAAGGAAGACAUCCUACUGAUGGGAUUUCCCUACUAGAAGGUCGGUGUGGCCUUGAUGUUGAGACUAGAAGCUGGAUUUAUAUUGAUCCAGAAACGUAUGACGCUUUAGAUGUGGUUUAUAAUAAGGUGUUGAUGACUUCAGUAGAAGAGGAUGAAAGAAAAGAAGAAAAAACACCAAAGAAACCGCAUUCACCAGAUACAAACCCUGUUAGAAGUGAUGAUAAAGUGAUGACAGCUGGUCCCUCCAAACAGCCUCUAGCAGCCACAUCUGUCUCACCUCAAAUAUCUGACAGUGUGUCCAAGAGAAUACCAGAGGUAAAAACACACAUGAAAUCGAAAAUGACAAAAGAAGAAAUAAGAAAGAGAAUGGAAAAAGUCCUCAAAAGUGGAGACUACAAGAUGAAAGUUGGAAGACUGAUUUUUUGGGACUUUGGUGGACAGUAUGUUUAUUAUACGACACACCAAACCUUCAUGACGUUCAGAGCUUUGUUUCUUGUGGUAUUCGACGGAAGCAAAGGAUUACAUGAACUAGUCCCAGAUGUUCUGUGUUUUCCAGGACAGCACAUGACACCAACCCCAGCAGUAUUCCUUCAACAUUGGGUUAACUCAAUCCUAACGUAUUGUAAGGUGGUAUAUGUAGGCAUUCCAAAGAUCUUGUUUGUUGCCACCCAUAAAGACAAAAUACCAGUGGAGGAUGUGGAGUCCAGACGUGAGGAGCUGUAUAAUGGAGUAGAGGAAUUGUUUAAGGACCACGAGGGACGAAACCAUCUAGUUCUAACACAACGGAUAUUUGUCAAUGCAAGGAAUAACACAGAUACCGAAAUUGAAGUCCUUAAGAAAGCCAUCACAGAACUAACAUUUGAACAUCCUUGUUGGGGGGAGAAGAUGCCCAACGCUUGUGUACCCCUUGAACUCGAGAUAGCAGAGCUAGUGGCAGAAGGAAAACAAAUCUUAUCAUUGGAGGAAGUUGAAGAAUUGAAUGCUAUAAGCAAGGUGUCAGUAUUGUCUCCAGACCAACUCAAAGAUUUCCUAAAUUUCCACCAUUCCCUGGGGAAGAUUGUGUACUUUGAGACUCCACAACUGAAAGAUUUUGUAAUCAUCAACCCCUUACUCAUGGUGGAGGUUAUGAGGUCCUUUGUGACAGAUAAAGUAUUUUGGCCAGAGGAAAAAAGAAUUCAUGAUACUUUUAAAAGAAUGUCAAAAUGUGGGACCAUAAGACGGGAAGACCUCUACCUAAUUUGGGAGCAAAAAGAUUUCCGUGCAAUAUUGCCAUACAAAGAGUUUAUAUUUAACAGCUUGAUUUAUUUAGAUAUCCUAGCAGAGCAACGGAGAUAUGAUACAACUACAGGAAGUCGGUUACCAGUGAAAAACUUCUUUGUUCCCUGUAUGGUUACAGAGAAAAAUACCACAUGCUUCAUGGACAAAGAAUGUACACCAGAGAGAGCUAUAUGCUUAGCGUUUUUAUUUAAAGGCACUAUUAUACCACCAGCCCUACCGAAUCGUCUGAUCAGUGCAUGUCUGAGCAUGUGGACCGUGAAGCAGUAUGAAGGGAGACAACUCCUGUUUUCAGGAUUUAUUGGUUUAUCAUUUGACAGGUCACAUGAUAUUGUUGUAUGUGUUGAAGGCAACAAGAUUCUUCUUUACAUCAUUCACAGAACCUCCUCCGGGUUAAUCGUACCUGAUAUAGCUACAGGUGUUAAGGAAUGCCUGGUCAUCACAAUGGAAAGAAUCUCAGAUUUCUAUCAGUCCACAGUCCAUGCAAAACGCAGCCACCCAUCACCUUUCAAUAUCGAAUAUUCAUGUUUCAAGAUGCAAUGUUUCAUCAGUGAAGAGGAAGCUUUGCAGACCAAAAAAUGGGUUUGUGACAAACAUAAACAUAUACACACAGCAGGAAACUGGUUUGUUUGGAAUCAAGAUCAGAAAAAAGAACAGUGUGAAGAUCAUUGUCAAGGUCUAAGUGAUGAUGCGCUAAGUCAGAUACCAAGUGAUAACGAAUUGUUGCGCUUUUCAAUCCACUGUGCAUCAAGCAAAAUGCACAGCUUCGUAACAUAUCUUGGAAUGUUACAGAAAUGGGAGGAUAUAACCUACAACUAUCCAGAUAAUAUAGAGGUUUCCAAGUUUUUAGUAUUAUCAAAAUGGAAAGAGCUGAAUGUAAAGGGAAGUUUUAAAAUCUUAGCAGAAGCUCUAAUGGAAAUGGAGAUAUCACCACAUUUAUUAUGUCAAGUUAGAAGAGUCAAGAAGGCAGAAAUAGAUAUUCCAGCCGAUUACUUUGAUUUUAUUCCAACAGAUGAGAUUCUAGAUAAGUUAGCUCCACAAAUUGGUCAGGUAUUCUUUCAACUGGGUGCUGAAUUUGGAUUAUCAAUUUCCAUCUUGGAAAAUAUAAAGACCAAGAAUCCGAGAGAUUUGGCAGCUCAGAAUAGGGAAGUAUUAUUUACAUGGAGAGAAGAUAGGUCUGUAAAACCUACGAUAAGGGUCCUUAUACAGGCUUUAGUAAACAUUGGGAAAGGAGCCAGGUGUUUGAAGGAAGUACUAGAAAAUGUUGAUCAAAGCACACUCAAAGCCUCAGAAGUAAUGGAAAAUGUUGAUCUAAGCACACUCAAAGCCUCAGAAGAAAUGGUACACAAGAGUAAAGGUGCAAUUCCGAAGCUGCGGACAAUAAAGCAUUUUGCUGCAACAAUAAAAUCUGACAAACAGACACCACGUCAGCGAAACUUAAAAAGGCCAUCCCGGAUACCUGUAGCAGUAAAGCAGGUGGUAUCAACUGCACAGAUAACACCCAGACCAACUGAUCUGCCACCAAAAGGAAAGAGAAGUGACAAAUCUUAACUCUAUCAAGCUUUAUUGAACCAAGGAAUUUAAAUGACACCAUAUUGUUAUGCCCCAUCUACGAUAGUAGUAGGGGCAUUAUGUUUUAUGGUCUGUGCGUCUGUUCGUCCGUCCGUCUGUCUGUUCGUCCGUCUGUCCCAUGUCAGGUAAAAGUUUUUGGUCGAGGUAGUUUUUAAUGAAGUUGAAGUCCAAUCGACUUCAAACUUAGUACACAUGUUCCCUAUGAUAUGAUCUUUCAAAUUUAAAUGCCAAAUUAGAGUGUUUACCCCAAUUUCACGGUCCAUUGAACAUAGAAAAUGAUAGUGCGAGUGGGGAAUUCGUGUACUGUGGACACAUUCUUGUUUUAAAAUCAUUUAUUUAUUGUGUCCAACUGUAUACUAGUUUAAAAAAAUGUUAAUGACUGAAAGCAAAUAAAAUACAUAAAUACUUCAAAUUUCAAAUCCAUUAUUUUCAUCACGGAUAUUUAAAGCAAGGACAUGUAAUAUGAUAGAUUGUCAGACAACUAUCCACAAAAGACAAACAAAAAACAUUCACAGAAAUGAAUAUACAAAAUGCUCUUUCUUACUCAAUGUGCCUUAUAUACUGAACAGCAAAAGAAAUGUCGCAGUAAUUUAAGGCAAACAUAAUGGAAGAAUAAAUGCUAUAUUUUUUUUAUUGAAUAGGCGUAUAAAUACCCUUAUUAUUUAACAAAUUCGCAUUAUUUCAGUUCAUUUAGUGUUCAUUGAUAAACUUUUUCACUACCAUAUCACAGAUUUAUUUAAUUCAGGUCCGCCAUUAGCGUUGAGUACGUAAACUGUCAUUUGUACUGUUUGUUGCAUUGUAGCAUUCACGCAUACUUUGGGUGGUGCAUUUGGAACGACUUGAAGUGGCUGUCCAGCAUUCAAACGUCUGAUUGCCUGUUCUCGUUAUCCUGAGUUAAGUCGUGGUAUCAGUACUGCAUCAAAAAGAUUAUGAUGACACAAAAACUUCGUACCUUUAAAAUACCCUUAUUGAGGUACGGAGUCGACGUGCAUCUCAUCAUCAUGAAAUGUGACUGCGAAAGGUGUCCCACGGACCUAUAAGACCGACCGAAUUAAUGAACGCAGUCAGCCAUAACAAAGAUUUAAACAUAAUCUUAGCUUCUUUUGAAGGUAAUUUACCUAAACCAAAAGGAAAUAGAUAUUUUUAUCAAUGUAUUUGAAAAUUUAGUCUUUUGAAAAUUACGUUUCUUUUGCGGUUCAGUAUAUAUAUGCACUCAAUAAUUAUCUGUUGUACACAAAUUUCGUGCACCUCUUAAAUAAAUGAAAGUCACCAUCUUGGAUUAUAUGAAAAGAGUUGAUAAUUAUGUACACAAAACAAAAUGCAUAUCAGCACUGUAUGUUAGUAUAUAUAUGCUAGAAAGUUUGAAGGUUAUGAAUUGAAAAACUAUAUAAGAAAUGUGCAUUGUAAACACUGAACAUGCGUAAUAGAUAGGUUCGUAAUAAAAACAAUUCAUACUGACGUAGUAUCAUCACACAAGAAAUUCUUAAAAAAUAAUCCAAAUAUGUAAACAAUUUUUUUCUGAAUAAAUAAACAUUGAUCAAAUCUUUCAAGUUUUUGGGGUUGUCCAUGUCCCCUUCCCUUUCAUGAAUUUGACCUACCGAAUAAGACUAUCUACCGGAUUUGUAAUCACAUAAGCAACACGACGGGUGCCGCAUGUGGAGCAGGAUCUGCUUACCCUUCCGGAGCACCUGAGAUCACCCCUAGUUUUUGGUGGGGUUCGUGUUGUUUAUUCUUUAGUUUUCUAUGUUGUGUCAUGUGUACUAUUGUUUUUCUGUUUGUCUUUUUAAUUUUUAGCCAUGGCGUUGUCAGUUUGUUUUAGAUUUACGAGUUUGACUGUCCCUUUGGUGUCUUUCGUCCCUCUUUUAAGGGAGUUGAUAAAACUACACUGUAGCAUCUUGCAGCAUCUUUGCAUUCAGACUGACCAUCACAAAUUGGUCUGAUACACAAUUUUGACUGUUCUUCUUAAAAUGUAGCCUCUGAAAGGUUGUGUUAUGCUGUUAUGGCAUGGGAUCGGUUUUUGUGUGACGACAGGGGAGAGCUUAGGUAAUUUUUCAGCAAAUGUUUCAAAAUUUAGCUCAAAUUUAGCACAAUUUUGUACAAUUUUUUUUUUAUGUUUCCAUUCAUUUUUAUUUAAAUUUUUAAUUCGCCUGUCCCAAGUCAGGAGCCUCUGGCCUUGUUAGUCUUGUAUGAUUUUUUAUUUUAGUUUCUUUUGUAUAAUUUGGAGCUUAGUAUGACGUCCAUUAUCACUGAACUAGUAUACAUAUUUUAAGGGGCCAGCUAAAGGACGCCUCCGGGUGCGGGAGUUUCUCGCUACAUUGAAGACCCAUUGGUGGACUUCGGUUGUUGUCUGCUCUAUGUUCGGGUUGUUGUCACUUUGACACAUUCCCCAUUUCCUUUCUCAAUUUUAUUUUAAUGUUCAUUAACAUGAUUAGUUGCCAUUACAUGGUGUUCAUGAAGUGUGUUGUAAUUUAUGUAUUAUAUGUAUAGUUUUUAUUCUUAUUAAUCUAAAAAUGUCAUUGCUUUGUUAUCAUGUUAUUCAAAUUGUAAGUAUUCGUUAACAAUAAUUUCAUUUGAACAUUUUAUUUACUAUGAUUAUUCAUCAUGAGUCUCUGUCCUUUUAUAUACUUUUCUGCGACCUUUGAAUUCAUAUUUUUGUAAUAACAAAAAUAAAUCAAUCUCCUUGGUUGACUCAGUCC
Molecule: messenger RNA, 6266 nt
Organism: Mytilus trossulus (common blue mussel)
Lineage: Eukaryota; Metazoa; Mollusca; Bivalvia; Mytilida; Mytilidae
Exons: 16
Coding region: 1-3549 (1182 amino acids)
Biological process (GO): signal transduction
Molecular function (GO): protein binding
Source: RefSeq, a predicted model, not a curated record